AUGCCUGCGUUUGCGCCGCUCGCCGCAUCCAACGAGAAGAACUCGGAUGUCAACAGCUUGUGGGCAUCCGAUGACGACGACGACGCUUCAUCAAUAGCGUCACGCCGCUCAAUCAGGUCAAAAGCUCGAUCAUGCGUCUAUUGCAUUUUCAGCAUCCCCACCGCUCAGUACAUCAAACUGCUUGUGCUCUUCGUGCUCGCCAUCAUACACUUGGUGUACCUUGGCGACAACCUCGACAAGGCUCGCGCGUUCCUCAAAUUAACGCAUGAGGCGGAGCUUCCACAUCGCUAUGAUAAUCGUCAAGCCGACAUCUUCUUGCCCCAAUUACUCAUUGCCAAAGAAUAUGUGAUCGAGUAUCAGCGAAGUCUUUGGCUUGCCGUUGGCUCGAUGUGCACCGCGUUGUGCAUCAGCACAAUCAUUCUGAUGGACAUGUUCGAGUACACGAAUAAUACGAGAAAUAUCGCGACGCUGUUCCGCGUCAUCGACGUGCUCUCGAUUCUCUUCAUCGCCCUCACGCUGCUAUUCCGUCUCGACGCCGCUUCGCAUAUCGCGCCGAGCUUGCCGGCCGGUCUCCGCGCAGCGAAUCACCUCGUCUCGUCCAACGAGUUCGUCAACGCGUUGAACUGCACGAUUCUUCCGAGAGACAAUGAGCUGUCGCUUUGCGCUGACGUCUUCAUGAGCUCGCUGUUCCCGAUCAAGCUCCUCCAGUACCUUAUCAUUCUUCUCGUGCUCACCGGCGCGUAUGUGGCUCUCGCGUAUUUGAUCGAAUGGUGCAUUCGCCACUAUUUUCCGCCAAAAUAUGAGCCGAGUCCGAUAAGCGCCGUCUCGCGCGACAUGCUCAUCGCCGACAUCAAAUCGAUUUUGAGCGCCGAGCAACACGUGCUCAUUCACGCCUAA
Caenorhabditis bovis is the source of this 897-nucleotide messenger RNA. The record is from the annotation of a GenBank genome assembly. Lineage: Eukaryota; Metazoa; Nematoda; Chromadorea; Rhabditida; Rhabditidae.